AUGGCAAUAACCAAGAAGAAAGGAGAAUCGACCACCAAGGCAGCAACUGUCCAGUCGGCCAAGAAGACCCAGGCCAAGCACGAAAGUUCCGACACCAAAGCUGCUAGUAACAAGUCGGGUGGGUUGGACGAAAUUGAGUCCUUGUUUGCCGAAAAGAAGAAACACAAACAGGAAACUGCAGCCAAGCAACAGCAACAACAACACGAUGCCAAGAAGAAACAAAAGCAGAAAAAGAGUCCCGCUCGUGCAUCCUCAUCCACCACAGAUUGGGUCAAUGAUGGGUUGGGUGGAAGGUUUAAUUCCGAGGGAUACACGGGGCGAGUAGAGGAUGGAAUGAAGAUUUUCAAAACACACUUAUUGCAAUCUACCAAGAGCGGGUCCACUCCGGACUGCCCGUUUGACUGUAAUUGCUGCUUCAUAUGACCACAUCUAUCUAUCUUCGUAGAAAGCUUGUAAGCAGCGACUGUACUAAUGGAUACUAGCUAGGAACUAAAUAUU
This is a messenger RNA of Seminavis robusta, 498 nucleotides long. Lineage: Eukaryota; Bacillariophyta; Bacillariophyceae; Naviculales; Naviculaceae. The record is from the annotation of a GenBank genome assembly.